Molecule: messenger RNA, 6096 nt
Organism: Penaeus chinensis
Lineage: Eukaryota; Metazoa; Arthropoda; Malacostraca; Decapoda; Penaeidae
Gene: sei
Product: potassium voltage-gated channel unc-103-like
Exons: 20
Coding region: 456-4199 (1247 amino acids)
Biological process (GO): potassium ion transmembrane transport; membrane repolarization during action potential
Cellular component (GO): membrane
Molecular function (GO): inward rectifier potassium channel activity
Source: RefSeq, a predicted model, not a curated record
CGCCGAACCUCGUCCGAGUGGCCUCAUCACGGCCUCCUCAUGAUCUCCUCAUGACCUCCUCAUGACGUGUCCCUAAUGGAACGGGAAGUGAAGAUGAGGUUCUCGCCAUAUUGGAAGGGUGACCUCGUAUGCCGGGUCUUAUACACGCGGCCAAUAAUUUUCUGAUAUUCAGAUUAUCUUUUGAUUGGGCGGAGCUUCCUGCAGAUAUCUGAAUAUCUUUGUGUUGAGGAAGGAAAAAAGAAGAAGAAAAGGAGGAGAGUGAAGCAGCAGCGGCGCAAGGAUAUGAGUUCCAUUUUCAGUCAAUCAAAAUAUUGGAAAAUUUGUGAAUGGGAAUAUCAAACUUGAAACAUCAGCAGUAAAUACAAUGCUCUUGUAAUCGAACUUGGGCCGUAAGGAAGGGAAACGUCGCGAGUUCGCCCUUAUACAGCGCAAUCGGAGGGGCAACGGCGGCGCCCAUGACGGAGGGGGGCGGGAUGAUGUCGCCCGGGUCGCCCCUGUCACGGAGGCGGGUAGGACCGUGCCCGGCGCCCUUUACCAUCAGCGGAGCCUCGGACACCAGUCGCUCCUGCGCCUCAGUCGACGCCCUCUGCAGUCCCACGACCAUCGAGUCCUUUCUCAGCGAGUCCCCCUUCACGCUCUCGCAGGCGAGGAGCUGGGGAGACCUGAUAGGGAAUCCCAGACGAGGAUGCAAGUCGAGGGAGAGGUUCUGCUCCAGGUACUUCCUGAUGGGCAAAUCGCAGACGAGCGGCACGAGCGAGAGCGAAGGGAACAGCGACGACGCCUCCAGACAAGACUCCGUCGAGGAGAAGUACGAGCGGAGGGGAAGCAGCGGGAGCGUCCUGUCCACAUGCCACGCGGAGCCCCAGCAGAAGUCCUUCCUCUCCUUCGGGAAACCGCAGUACCACUUCGCGGAGAAGAGCGAUGGCGUCGAGACGGUGGAGCUGGGCCUCCUCUCGGACCAGCCCAACGUCCACCUCAACAGAGACAAGAACGUGUCCAACUACGGCACCAUCUCCAACCUGAUCCUCGCGCCCCGAGACGCCCUGAACGGCGUGCAGACCGAUGAGCCGAAGGAGAAGCCUUUCCUGAACUCGGCGAUGCGCCAGCGGUCCAUCCCCUUCAUCGUCACGCAGAACCUGAGCUCCCCGAAGCCGUUCCUGAAGGCGGGAGCGAGGCAGUCCUCCCGCUGCAGUCUCAACGUCCCAAACGGAUCCAAAGGAUUCCUCUCGUCGAGGACCAGACUCGACGCCAAGGGAUUUCUCGAGUCCUUAGGAGGAGGACGUCGAGCAAGCCAAGGCCUGUCUCACCUGAGGGUUCCUGGAGGGACGCACGGCUCGGAGAGUAGGAAGGGCUCCUUUCUCUCGGCCAUGAACUCCUCCAUAUUAGACAGGAUGUCAAUCGCGUCCUUCAAGUCCUCCUGCAAGUCGCUCUCGAGAUCGGAGGAGAUGAAGAACAAGAUUAUACAAAAUUUUAACACAGUCCUAUCCCUCGGUGCCGACGUCCUUCCGGAAUAUAAACUCCAGUCGCCGCGGAUACACAAAUGGACGAUCCUGCACUAUUCUCCGUUCAAGGCGGUGUGGGACUGGAUCAUUCUUCUUCUGGUCAUCUACACGGCUAUCUUCACGCCCUACGUGGCCGCCUUCCUUCUCAACGAGCAGGAGGAACGCAGAAAGAAUCACCAGAACCAAUACGAUAAUCCUAUUGUUAUUAUAGACCUUAUUGUUGACAUCAUGUUCAUGGUUGACAUUGUGAUCAACUUCCGUACGACUUACGUCAACCACAACGACGAGGUGGUCUCUCAUCCGGGGAAGAUCGCCCUGCACUACCUGCGGGGAUGGUUCCUCAUCGACGUUGUGGCUGCGAUUCCCUUCGACCUCCUGCUGGUCAAUCCGGAUCCUCACACUUCUACUCCAACAGCAGAAAGAGAUUUAGAGCAGGAGGCAGAUGAUGAAAAGACCACAACCCUCAUCGGUCUGCUGAAGACGGCGAGGCUCCUCCGUUUGGUCAGAGUUGCACGGAAGAUCGACAGAUACUCUGAAUAUGGCGCGGCUGUCCUGCUCCUGCUCAUGGCGACCUUUGCGCUCAUCGCCCACUGGCUCGCGUGUAUUUGGUAUGCCAUUGGUAACGCUGAGCGGCCAGGGCUCCUCCACAAGAUCGGCUGGCUGGACCACCUCGCCAACGCGACGCACCAGUACUACUACAGUAAUAGUACGGGCGGACCGACGCUGAGGGCAAAGUACGUGACUGCGCUGUACUUCACGUUCAGUAGUCUUACGUCUGUGGGCUUCGGGAACGUGGCGCCAAAUACAGAUGCCGAGAAGAUAUUCACCAUUCUUGUUAUGCUGAUCGGCUCUCUCAUGUACGCCAGUAUCUUUGGAAACGUUUCGGCUAUUAUCCAGCGGCUCUAUGCGGGAACAGCACGGUACCACACGCAGCUGAUGCGGGUAAAGGAAUUCAUCCGCUUCCACCAAAUUCCCAAUCCGCUCAGACAAAAGUUAGAGGAAUAUUUUCAGCACGCUUGGACCUACACAAAUGGCAUCGACAUGAACUUGGUGCUGAAGGGCUUCCCAGAUUGCCUACAGGCCGACAUCUGCCUGCACCUCAACCGCCUCCUUGUUGAGUCCUGUUCUGCCUUCGAGGGGGCCAGUCCUGGAUGCCUACGAGCACUUAGCAUGAAGUUCAAAACUACACAUGCUCCACCGGGGGACACUUUGGUCCAUCGGGGUGAUGUCCUUACCUCCAUGUACUUCAUUUCAAGGGGUUCCAUCGAGAUCCUCAAAGACGAUGUUGUUAUGGCAAUCUUAGGUAAAGAUGAUAUAUUUGGCGAGAAUCCUUGCAUCUACCCAACGAUAGGGAAGUCGUCCUGCAACGUCAGAGCGCUUACGUACUGUGACCUUCAUCAAAUCAUGAGAGAUGAUAUCUUGGAUGUCCUCGACUUGUAUCCAGAAUUUGCGGACGAUUUCUCCCGCAAUUUGGAGAUUACGUUCAAUUUGAGAGACGAGGAAGCACAAGGCGUCGACCCACUGCUCCUACACAAGAAGUGCCGUCUGUCCCGGUCUCGCAGCCACUCGCAGGACACCGAGGACCCGAGACGCACCGCCUUCAGACCUCCGCGACACCGAAGGAGGCGCUACGUACAGCCUGGUUCGAGCGGAGAGGAGAGUGACUCUGAUGACAAGCACCUUGAGUCUGGGCGAGGUGUUGGUGAAUUCUCACCUGACAAAAUAGGGCCAGACGGGAGUCCAAUAAACCAACAUUUCGACCAUAAACAACGUUCAGGAACCCUCAACUCCAUAACUGUUGCAGGUAGUACCAGUCCUGAGCGACGUCAUCACCAUGCCCGUCACUCCAGUUUGACCUUACCUGUUGAGGGUCACCCCAACACCGCCCAAACACAUGCCCGUGAUGUCGUAGAGGUCAACAGCCGCCUAGAUGCGCUCACCAGACAAAUGCAACAUCUUGAGGCACGGGUGACUUCAGAUAUUGCUCAGAUCCUGCUUCUCCUUCAGCAACAGCAGCAGCAUCAACAAAACCAGCAGAAUUCAGUCUCACCGUCCCAGUUGGACUCUGAUCAGAGUCCUGAGCGUCGUCGUGGUGGUGUGGGCAUCCCCCGAAGUGGAAGUGGAAGAGAAAGCCGGGUGUUCCGACGGGCAGCGUCUCUACAUGACGAGCCUCCACACUACUCUAGGCAUCACUAUCGUUCUUUAGAGAUCACACGUCCACCGGUGGAAGAUCUCCUUGGUCAGUCUGGUGACGGCCCUUCAAACCAAGGUCUCGAUUUCCGGGAAGUCAGCAGCGGUCUUGCCGGGGUCAGCGGGCCAGGUCGGGGGGGUGCGGGUAUGGCCACUAGACCAUGCCCCUCUAUGCCUCUCACCCCUGACCUUGACCCAGAUGCACUCAGGCCCUCCCCCCCUCGUAGCCAGUCCCAGCCCUCUGACCUUACCCAGGCUCGGUGGCGUCGUAAGUGCCGCUCACCCCUGCAAGGAGCAGCCAUCGAUCCGUGGGCACCCCGUCGAGAGGACUCCAGGGGCUCCGAGCCCGAAUCCUGGGGCGACUUCAGAUCUCUCACCGAAGCGCCCAUCGCUAGACUAGAGUCGCUCGACGAGAUGGAGUCGUUGUCUGAGCGAUCCCGAGAGGCCAGCCCUGGAACCAGCAAAGUCCAGCUCCCAGACACCCCAAAGACUGAAUCGGAUGUUUAGAGGUAUCCCAAUCGCACCCGAAAGACCAUAGACCGGAAGUAUGGAUAGAUCUGACCUUUAGCCAAGUCAAUUUUCUCUCUCUCUCUCUCUCUCUCAGACUCUUCAGUCUUUCUAAAAUGCAACACAAGGAAUCAACAGCAGACUUCUGUUUUCUCUUUUUUUCCUCUCUUUCUCUCUCUUUUUUUUUCUUCUCUUUACCUCCAUUGGUCAUUCUGUCUGGAAUUUAGAGUGCAGAGUAUGUGGAGAAAAUAAGCCAAUGGAAUGAAAAAAACAAAGAGAGAAAAUCAAACAAAAUGGACCUGCAAAUGAGAACCAAACAGAAGAAGAGAAAAAAAUGAAUGUUGCAAAUAUACCUUCUGUUAAGCAGAGCCAAAAACGUUUCUUCAUAAAGCAUGAGUUUCGAGGAAAGUUCAGUGAAGUCCAUGAUCUCCGCUAUUACAAAUAUGUGAAAGAUAUGAUAUAUUGCAAACUAGUAGAAAAUGUUUGAGAAAGUAGUGAGUGAGAAAUACCUUAAAGAGAAAAGAGUGAAACAUUGACAAUGAAAAUAUAAAUAUUUUUAAAUGGGGGGGAUGGUGUUACUGGCCAGAAUGACAUGAAGUUAUAGGUGACCCAACUUAUUUCUGAUAUUAUUCUAAAUAAUAUUAAGUCUAUAGCCCUACAGUGCAGUUAAAGGCGUUCCUAAACCAACAAAAUGCCAGUAAUUUACAUUUACAUAUGGGAAACCACCAUUUUAGAAAGAAUGAAAAAUAUAGUUUCAGAGUUAGACGGUGUGCAAAUCCAAAGUAAAAAAAAAAAAUUGGUGCACCCAACAGUGGCCGUAUAUCAUAUGUUUCCGACGCGGUAAUACUGCAACGUCCAGGGAAUGAUGGUAAUUAAUUUCUAAGAUUAAGGUUUUCUGUGAUGCCUCUUAUUUGAAGAGUAGAGAGCAUAUAGCCUCGAGAUAAAGUUACUUGUUAAGACAGUGACAUUAAGGUUUAGUCAGUGUUUGAGAUAUAGUUGACAUCCAGACAAGUUUAGAGAAAUGGCUGUAUAAACCAGCAGCUUUGUUAGAAAUGAGUAAAAGUAAAUACUGAUAAGAUCCAAACGUCUGACUAAAUCUUGAGGUCAUAUUAUACAAGAGCUCAGGAGUUUCCUUAAUUUCUUGCAUAUGUCUCUCAUUACUCAGUGAAUAAUAUGUUUAUUAUACAGUAAGCUUCUGUAACUCUUUUUCUUGUAAUAUUUAGGUAUUUGUAAUUUGUAGAUAUGAAGAUUAAUUUGAAAUUAAUAGGAUCUCAGUAAUACUUAGGCAUCCCUUUGGAUGUUGAGUCACUUCGUAACAGAAGAGGUAGCAUGAGAGGAGGAGGUUUUUACCCCUUGUGUCAUCACAGUCUGAUAGGGUUUAUUAUGAAGAAAAGCUAUUGUCUGAAACACCACGUUGGAGGAAGAUAAUGAUGAGUCACUUCACAAAGACUCUGGAGCUAAUGGACUCAUAUUGUAACAUUAGCCUAAACAAAAAAAGAAAAUUUUGGAAUGCAGUGUGUAACAAAAUCCAUGCAGUGCAAGGUUUAACGGUGACUCCACAAAUCUGACAUUCAUAGGAGGCGAGGAUUGAAGUGGUUGUGAAUAGAUUAGUUUCAAGAUGAUGCCAGUCCUCGAUUGUGAUAGUUUGUGAUCCUCAUCGAUAAAGUGUUGGGAUGAUGCUGUAGAUACUCAUUUGUUAGAUUCUGGGAGAACACUAUCUUAUGAUGACCUAUAUAGUGCAACUUAUUUUGAGAGCUUGCAUCUGCCCAGCAAGGCCCUGUUUGUGUUACAUUUUGGUUAUUGUGUGAAAAUUGUCCAUUCAUAUUUUGGCCAGGAUGUCACAUGAAACUUGUGUUUCAUGUGAUGACUAGAAAAUAAAUAAUAUCUGCUACCAAUA